This is a messenger RNA of Priceomyces carsonii, 513 nucleotides long. RefSeq names its product Med21p (gene MED21). The record is from RefSeq and is a predicted model, not a curated record. Gene Ontology annotation, cellular component: mediator complex. Gene Ontology annotation, molecular function: transcription coregulator activity. Gene Ontology annotation, biological process: regulation of transcription by RNA polymerase II. Bases 1 to 513 code for a protein of 170 amino acids. The transcript has a single exon. Lineage: Eukaryota; Fungi; Ascomycota; Pichiomycetes; Serinales; Debaryomycetaceae.
AUGGCAGAUAGACUCACGCAACUACAAAUAUGCUUAGAUCAAUUGGUAGAGCAAUUUAACGCCACAGUAAAUUAUGUGAACACCAAUAGUGAACCAGGAUUAUUAGAUGAUGACCCGACAUCAGCAAUCAAUUUAGCUGCUAGUGCACCUAUUCCCGGUCAACAACAACAGCAAGGAAGCGGAGCCGAUAGUAAUAAACAAACCAAUGCGAACUCCGUAUCUAACCAUCCCUCUGCAAGAGCAGCAGCAGAAACAAACUUCGAUAGCACUAUUAAUGAGCUUCUGACAGACAUAAUAUUAAAAUCUAGACAAAUAUCUAUGCUCAUAGAUUCACUUCCAGGCAUAGGAGUAUCUCCUGCAAAUCAACUCAAGUUGAUUGAAGAUUUGAGCAAUAAUUUAAAAGAUGUGGAAAGAGAGAGGAUCGAGAAAAUCAAAGAAAAGGAUGCAUUACUUAAAUGGUGUGAAUCGUUGAUUACUGAUGUGGCAAAAGGGAUUUCGGAUACCAGGAGCUGA